Varroa destructor (honeybee mite) is the source of this 12652-nucleotide messenger RNA. RefSeq lists its product as uncharacterized. Gene Ontology annotation, biological process: anterior/posterior pattern specification; positive regulation of transcription by RNA polymerase II. Lineage: Eukaryota; Metazoa; Arthropoda; Arachnida; Mesostigmata; Varroidae. Gene Ontology annotation, molecular function: DNA-binding transcription factor activity, RNA polymerase II-specific; RNA polymerase II cis-regulatory region sequence-specific DNA binding. The record is from RefSeq and is a predicted model, not a curated record. Gene Ontology annotation, cellular component: nucleus; nucleoplasm.
GGCGGCGAGCGAGCGAGCGAGCGAGCAAGCAAGCAAGCAGGCAGGCAGGCAAGUAGCGUUACACUGCUUACCACUGGCACGGCACGGCGACGACGACGGCGCCUGCUACCACUACGGCUGCGAAGAAAAAGAACGAACUACUUUAUUAGCACUAGAUCCGUGUGUCUGAUCUCCGCGACCUGGCCUCAACGCUGUGCUCAGGAUCUACUGUAAAGAACGCACAUGAGAAGGCACCGCAGCACAAGCAAAUCAGGCGAGAGCGCAGGCAUCUACUGUUGCUAACAGCACGAAACAGAACGAAGCAUUGAGAUACCGUACGACUGCUAUCGUAGCUGUGACCAUCCCAAGAAGCUGACGAUAACAAAGACUGGCUGGCAGACCCAGUGCAGGCCAGCAAAGGCCAACGAGCAGUCAGCCAAAAACCCUGCGACCGCACAGAUCACUGAGUACGAGAGCGAGUGGCAAAUGCGUGUUAGAAAGCAACGAACUAUCAUUGUUUGAUGCCAGCAUACAUUGCUAGCACGUAGAGAGGCCAGUUCGCACAAAAUUUUCAUGAAUUCGUUUUAAGUGCACGAUCACAAGAUCCAAUGAGUAAACGGUAAUUUUGCUACCUUCCAUGAAUUCAGCUGGCCAAACACUGUCGUAUCGUUCAAUGCAGACGAUGUUAUGUCAAUACGGUUGUUCUCAGCGGACGCUCGAAAGCAAAAAUAUCAAAUUCUUAAAAGUGGUACAAUAAAGGAAGACGUGGUCAACGCAAAAAAAACACGGAUGUGAUUGUCGUCGUUUCAUUAUUACCAGUAUUAUUAUUAUUAUUAUCAUCAUCAUAAUCAUAUCACACAUCAGAACGAAAGGCAUCAAGUAAAAACACGUGAAUGUUUAUGAUGGGUGGACAUCGUCGCGCUGAAAAGGUGACACGUUUUGAAAGUGAAGACGGUGAAUUCGCGUGAAAAUGAAAUACUGACAAUUUUUGUUUGCUGGUAGUAUACUGCUGAUCGGCACCUCAUCGGAUGGUAGUUCCGAACAGUCGCUGAAGGCAGGCGAACGCGGUUCAUCUAAGCGAUGACUAAAGGAUCAUCUAUCAAACGUUAUUAUGUUAAAGUAGUUUAUCUCGACGACGUGUUAAAUCGUCUCUGAGUAGAAUAGUUGUAUCGGAGUCUGAGCUACGCUUAGCGAGCACAUCGUUCGGCCCCCACGCGCCUCCGAGUAGCCGCUCCAAGUGUCAUGGCUAGUGGCGGAAACAUAGAAAGGGUGAAGAAGUUGCCAAACUCUCCAAGGAGAUAUGUAUCGAGUUGAGUGUGUUCAACUUGGAUAUGAUUAUGGUUGUUAUCAUUAACAACAACGACGAUAUCGUUUAAAGUCGUUACCUUUGACUUGUUACCAUAGCUCUAUCUGGUAGGACACCGUGAAGAAUAGAACUAAAGCAUUAUUCACCUCAGCAACCUUCUGCGACAACGCUUGAUGACGACAGAAUCCUCGUUAUCUUUAGAGAAACGUUGAAGCUCAACUUUCGACGCCCGAUUUUACCACGUACAAUAAUCGAAAAGUGAAAGCAGUGGUGGCGAUCUUGCUCCAUUGACGUCCAAGUUACCAAAACAAGGGACGAAGCAAAAGAAGUUGACAAAAGCGUUGUUGGUCUACCAUACAUAGUUAACAGCAGCGUUGGCCAACCAGUGGAGCCUUAACUUCAAUCUUUUAUUAAUGAUCGCGCUGAAAAAGGCCUUACGCAACAGUAGAGUUAUGUUGGUAGCAGAUUGACAUAGCCAGCUGCUAUAGGCUGUGCUAUCAAAUAAACAAAUAGCGCUUGGUCACUCAAUACCCAAUGCAAGUAUCGAAGGUGUUUAGGCGAAUCCACGACGGCAGCGGCAGCGUUAACAACAACAACGGAUUACACAUGCGACCACCGUUACCCCACUCGCAACAGCAGUCGCAGUCGAUGACCGUUUAAGUUUCGCUCUACUGAGUCCUAGCUAAAGAAACGUUUGACAGCUGAAUCACGUCCGUAUAGAGCCGAGGAAUAAUCAGAUGAAUAAUGAAGUGUGUUUCUGUUAAUCCCCUAUUUGGAUUUCGAACCGAGUAGCAAGGACGACUAGAUCACUCAGCUUCAAAAAUAUCAACACGUUCUUGACAAUAUUACGUCAAUCGACUGAUAGGAAACGACAGGACCAGUUCAGUCUUGGCGCGUCGAUCACGAUCCAUUGUCACUGCUUACACAGAAAAAGCUGCGUGUGUCUGUCCAGGUGAAGUCGACAAGUCGAACUUAGCAUUGACUUAGGCUUGGUGAAAAUUUACGGAAGCCGCCGCCUCUGGCGAGCAGGCAGAGCUAGACGACAGCUGUUCGCAAUAAAGACGGCAACGACCGCGUGACAAACACGCGCCACAACGGCUGCGAAGCCGGCGACUCCGACUCCGAAUCAGAUUCAACCAACUCAGACCUUCCAGUGGCCGCAGCAGCAGCAGCAGUUCGGUCUGCCAGGGCCACGACAAACCCGACCGUUACGACGGGACUCCGCGAGCUUUUCUGUUCCGUUAGAGGGAGUCAGCUGUUUCUGUGCAAGCCAAACCUCUGACCCCACCAAUCGGUCAGAUGAAAGGAAGAAUCAUCACUGGUCGCUACGUGCCGCCGCGCCAUGUCUCGUUGUUCUAGCAGAAACUGGGCUAGGGGUCUCCUGUAAUAAUAGCUCCUACACAGUCUUCUACAUAUAGUUCUUCACCGGUUGGUGACAGGUGACGAAAAUCAUCAGCAGAGUUACUUAAACAAUAACAGACAAACAAAGAGCCAAACGAACACACGUUGUGGCCAAACAGAGCGCAGAUACAAAGAAGCAUUAGAAACGAAGAGAGCAGGCUGCAGAAUAUAGGGAAGCGUUAAUGGUCUCGUAAUCAUCCGACUGGACGAAGAAGUGUUACCGGCACUUUGAGUUUUGCCAUCGUGAACCUCUUGCGCACCGCACGUUGCGCCUAGGCUCAGCCCCAACCUAUAGGGUUCAGGAGGAAAAACGGUUGUGUUCGUUGUUUCAGUGGUUCCGGCUCUUCCUUCAGCAACUCAGACGAAUCUCGGCGUAAGGAAACACACGCUCCAAAGCUAUCCUGCUACAAAUUAAAGGAAAUAUGUCAUCGAGUAAGCCAAUAACAGUAACAAAACUCUCUUAAACGCUAGAGUAACAGUACCAAAUAACAAGACAAUAAACCGAAGCCAGCGUAAAACACAAGCGGAUUCGCGGCAAAGUGUUCCUUAGCUUCCAUUCGAUGUUCGCUGAUAUCGCUCAUCAAUACAAGUAAACAAGUUAUCUCGUCUUUGUUGCUUAGUAAGUUAGCCAUUUACUCUGUUGUUCGUGGUGCGUACGGUGAAGCGUUGCUAUAUUUAGUGGCAAAUUCAGGUAGUGGCGCUAGUUGUCAUCCUAAUAGCGAUUUUCGUGCAGUGUGUGACUCGAUUAGUUGAUAAUAGAAGUGGAGCUGGUGUUCAUGGCCGUCGAAAAGUAGCAAAGAAAAAAGGCUGGGUUUUUCGAACGGAAAACGCCGUAUCCGAAACGGCAUCUACAGCCGUAGAGCGCAAAUGCAGCCAUCAGGCGCAUUCUAAGCAAUAUAUCCAUUGUUCAUCGAUAUAAUUAUGUCGUAAUUGUUAUUUGGUGUCGCUAUUGUCGUCAACACGUUAUCGUUGUUGUGCUGGGGUGGGGAGUUCGGUGUUUGAUCCAGUCGUCUCAAGAUAUCAAAAAAUAGUGAUCGGGCAUCGUCUCGAGAGCGAUUACUCAAUUCAGUAAUUGAUUGAAAGUGAUUGUGUGCAAGUGAUUGGGAAGAAAGACGAAGUGGCCAACAGAAAAAAACAAAGAAGAACGGAAGAGAAAUUAAAUUUUCCGGUCUUAGCAGCAGAUGUAUAAGGGUCAGUCUUCUAGUCGUACAUGGUAAUUGUAGUGUGUGCCUAUAUUGUGUCGAUCGCGUUGGGCCUGGUUGAGGUUGUAAAAGAGAUAAUCGGUUGUCGUUUUGCGGUCUCGAUUUGUAUCGUUGUGUGUUGAGCCCGCAACGCAGAGUGAUGCGCCAUGAGUAGCUAUCAAUUUGUCAACAUGUACCCAAGCCCCAACCCGCAGGUAGCGGGAGGUGCCCGAGGGGGCGCUGGAGGGGGCGGUGAUGAUGGUGGCGGCCCGGGAGCGGCUCAGGGCAGCGGCGGCAAUGGAGGAACUCCGCAGCCGCCAGUAACGCCAGUUUCGCCGGCUGUCUCCGCUGAGGGGUACUACCAGUUCUACCAGGCGGCCGCCGGAAUGGGCGCUGUCGGGGGAGUCGGGGGGGUCGGUGUGGGUGGCGCUACUGGAGGCAAUGGACAACCAGCCACCAACCAGUUCCACUACCGCGGCAGUCAUGGCGAGCGGACAGACGCCGACGAGGUGACCACGGAUACCGAGGAUAAAAAGUACAUUAGUGACAAAUUUUGCGACAAGUUCGGAGAUAACAAGUUCCAGGCGUCCCCGCAGGACCUCUCAGCAUCAUCCACGCAAAGUCCAAGCAGCCCUGAGACGCGGUCUCCGUCUCCGGGCCUUACGUCCGCCGAGGAGCGAAAAUUUUCGACGGCACCUGCAGGUGGCGGCGGCAACUCUCAGCCACCUCAGAUCUACCCCUGGAUGCGAAAGGUUCACGUCGGUCAGAACGGCGUCAAUAGUAUGGGUGAGACGAAGCGACAACGGACGUCGUACACGCGUUACCAAACGCUCGAACUGGAAAAGGAGUUCCACUUUAACCGAUAUCUUACCCGCCGGCGGCGCAUUGAAAUCGCGCAUGCGCUCUGCCUUUCGGAACGGCAGAUCAAAAUUUGGUUUCAGAAUCGUCGUAUGAAAUGGAAGAAGGAACACAGGCUAGCGAACACCGUUCCGGCGCAAAUUGGUGGCCAUAUGAGUCCCAUGGCCUCCCUAAUGGGUUCGGGUGCCCUGCACGGCCAACAUCACUCAUCAUUACCACCCUCUCACCUCGUAAGUCAUUGCCUUGGAAGUACAUCAGCGAACGCGGCCGUGAUGGGACUCGCACCGCAGGCACAUCAGCAGACGCCUAAAAACUGGAAUCAAGGACCGCCGCAGCUAUUACCAUUCUAAUAAUUAUUAUAAUGAUCGUCACUAUUAUUACAAUUAUUAAGUAAGUCAUUAUUAUUCUUAUCAGUAGCGAAAAGUGUUUAGGUUUCUUUAUCAUAUUCUUCAAGAUUACUGGUAUUACUAAGACUGACUAUUCAUAACACAAUUGUCGACACACGUAUGCAUAAUGAUGAUUACUAAGUGAACUUGACUAGCUUGAUUCUGACGGAUAGAAUACCAUUACCACGGCCAUUUUACGUCUGCUACAACUACCGCUAUAAGCAUCAAGAGUAGCACCAAGCGCGUAACGGUUGUGGGUGAGCGGAAGAUUGGUAGCUCCAAAUGCCGGGGGUGAUUUUUGAACGAAACAACUACUGCGACACUGAGUCUGGCCGGCUACGAGUCACCUAGUAUGCGGCGAUAGGGUUCUUUUUAACGUAAUGGCUGCUGCAACGUUGUUAUAAGUUGGCUCAAACUAUUUACCGUGGCUCGUCACCUCACCUUCCCAUAGUGAGAGACAAAACGUGAGCGGAAGGGGCGGUCGGGGUGGCCAGGUGGAGCCCACGUUGAAUCAGAAGGUUCGAAGGACCGCGCUGUGUGCAUCGUCUCUCGUACAGAGUAUGAGGAUAGCGUAUGUCGACUCGGUGUCGCGUACGAUGCUGUCGCCAAUAGCGCUGGCGUCUGACUCUUUGACUAACCGUCCUUGUGCCGCUGCCUUGUCUUUGCUGUCUGGCCUUUUCAACAUUCAAUGUCUAGCCCGCAGGCCUCGCCUGCAUGUCUGCUGCUACUCAGCUGCAACGGCUUGCCCCCGCCUCUGGUUAUGCUGUACCCUUUUACGCAGCGUUCGAUAACAAUAUCGAGACCGAAAUACUGAAAAGUGGGACCACGACCCGAGCCAGCUAGCAAAUGACCGGAAUGGUCGUAAGGGAGUCGUGAGGGCGGUGGCAAUGGUGGCGGGUAUAGCACAGCCACCCCAAGCAACUGACGGACUCACACUGUGGGAAAAAGACAACGUUGUAGAGAGCCCAGUACGAUCGCUCACAGUGGCGCCUGCCUGCCUGCCUGCCUACCAUCCAAUGACCGAGCAAUCUACGUAAAUUCAAAUUGUUGAUCCGGUCGAAACCUCCCUGAAGGUAAUCGUAUAUAUGUAAGGAGAACGCGAGAGAAAACGAUGCUAGCGGCGUCGUGUAGUCGUGAGCCCUACCCAGAAUCUGACUCUAGACCUGAGAUAGUGCGUCACCUAGCCGACGUGUUUGCCUUAACAUUUCGGUCAUCGUUGCUUCACUCCUAAAAUUGUGCGACCCCCAUGACGGUGCAGUCGCAAGCUUGCUGCGUGUGUAUCAUACGUCAGCAUUCAAUCGUACGGUACAGGCAAGUGCUAUGACAGCGUAAACUAUAUCGUUGCUACGUCUCUACAAAACGCCUUCUGUACCCAGGCUAAACUUGAUUAUACCCCAUUAUAGUCCCCUCCAUUGCAUGCCAGGGUGGGCGGGGCAGUAGAGGGCAAGUAGAGUGCAUGACUGGGUCAACGAAAGCCCAAAGCCUCACUUGGACGUCAUUCCCGUGACCCAUGAAGCUCCGUGAAGUAUGUACCAGGGCAUAUUAGAAGUGCUAGAAGCACAUCGAGCGAUACCGAUACCGCGACCAUAAUUUGCACCAGGAUAACCUGUGUCGGCAACAUUUAACGCCCCAACAAAUUCGAAAGGCACCAUCCGAAAAAAAUCCAAAAUUGUAAUUAGCCUCCUUGUAUUAGGUCGAUGUUGAUUUUGAGGUUUAUUAAAAGUAAUUUAGAAAACUACGUUAUACGAGUGAUCAAGAUUAAUAUUUGGUUCUUCGAGUGACGGCAUAAAAAUUGAAAAAGUUACUCAGCCGUCAACCAAGUUGCCCAAGUUCAUAAGUGUCAACAGUGUAUUAUCUAUAAUUCGAAUCACGUACAAAAUAAUAUAUAAAUAAAGACAAAGGAAAUAAAUGAACGAAAGUUUAUCUCUGAAACAGCAGUCAUUUGCUAAUCUGAUUGAACGAAAGCGAAGCCAUAUGAAGUACGGUCGGUAAGCUGUGUCGGAGGUGAAGUACGGGGGUAAUAAAGUCAACAGCUAUAAACAAGCUCUACGCCUCAAUAUAAUGAUAGAUUGGUUUUAUUGCAUCGCUGCGCAUGUAAGUCCCCUUACACGCAUAUGAAUCAUUACAAACAAGUGCACACAGAAAUUAGACUUGUAAAAACCAAACUUUGAUACAAGCAUAAUCCUAUCUGAGAAUUUGGAUUGUUGAGGCUUCAGUUGAACGAAAAACCGUACGAGUUAGGUAUUCCGACGCAAAAAAGCUUCGAUUAUGACUGCUUCCAGUGAAUUUUAUUCUAAUUCAACUUUAGCUCGACGUGAAAAUUCGUCAGCCAUAGAUGAUAUGGCGUAGGCCUCAAACCCUUUGUGUCUAAUUUUAAGCACAGGACACUUCACGCAAUAGAACACAGUUAGAAAUGGAUGAUCUUUCCAAGGAAGGAUGCGGUCUGUACGUUAGAAAUAUACGGUUGUGGAUAAAACGGUGUUGGGUAUGACAAUUAUUAUCAACGUAUUGUUGCCCUUUAGCCUAGCCAAUGGUAACUAAUCGUAUAAGAGCUAUGCCUGUAUCCUUAGGCAUACCACUCUGCCAAACUUUCAGCGGCAUAUGGGUUUCUUUACUUCGCAAAGGCUACCGGCCGGAAAAGGCAAAGGAUUUUCUGCCCUUGAAGGAAUAACAGGGUGCAGCGGGGAACGCGGGCCAGCUAACGCAAUUCCGGUGAUAUCAUCAUAAACGUCUCACAAAAGCCCACCGAACCGCCCACCUACAAACCCACUGAUAUCGAAUGAUCCCAGUGGCAUCGAUGCAAAAAAGGCUAUGGAGAAAAAUAGACGACAGAGGCGACCCACAUAGCGAUGCAUUCGUAACCUUCAGAGGGUCCCAAAGGUUCUGCAGCCUCGAAGGAUCGGCCCGCCUUGCAUGAGCUGGUCCACAGGAACAGUAUCGCUAGCUGGCUGUUUGCCCGAACGUAUAACAAAUACUAUUUGAUUUCUCCCAUAUCCUUAACUCCGUCAGUUCUGCUGCGCCGAUGACGGAGCGUCAAGACGGCUGACGCGGCUCCGAAGUGACGGUAGCGCAUCGUGCAGGACGACAGCGGCAAUAGCAUCGGAAGCGGUGUCGGCGGCAGUGACAGCUCCCAUGAAACUGAAUAGAAUGAAUCGUGCGCCAUCUGUAAAGAAAUGUAUCAUAGCAAAGUGGAAAAUCGUGUAAAAGCACAAGACGAGCGAGAGAAACCGGCAGAAAAGAGUGAACGGAAAGUGUAAUAGAACAUGAACGUAUGAUGCACGUGUGACAGUGAGUGAAGCAAUGAUCGUCUGUGGUUGAUUGGUCGAUUAUUUAAUCGAUUGAUUAGUUGAUUAAUUAAUGAUUGAUUUACCAACUCAUUGAUAAAAUCUUCAUAUUGAAUGAUUUAUUACUAUUGAUUAGGCUGAGGUGUGGUUCGGUAGCCGACAGAAAUCAGUGGGCAAGAUGAUCUGCUUAGCUUCCAAUGGCUAGUGAUUGAUCGAUGAAGUAAGAUGACAUUUAGGGCUCAUUGACUAAGUAGUACAUCAAUCGUUGACGUUCGUGAUGUUAGGUUGAUGCAGAAAUAAAAAAAAUCCGGUAAAAACUAUUCUUUUCAGCACUUAUGUGUGUGUGUGUGUGUGUGUUCAGUACAUUAUUAUUUAUUUUAACAUAAUGUUUGGUAUACAUAACGCUUUUUGUGGAUGGGAGGAAAGCUUACGGACUGCGUGUAAGGAUCGUGCCAUAACAUGAAGGUGAUGGGCUACAGUUGGUUCUAACUCGUAACAUUUAAUUAAUUAUUUUGCUUCUUUUAUCGUCGGUGAUAUGUUUGUAGUUUUUCCAGUUUUUUUUUUUUAAUUGGGCAUAAAGACACCUGCACAUAAUCGCAUUGCGACACACUAUGAACAAUGACAGAGCGAUGGGAGCAAAACGGAUCGUGGUAAGAUGAUGAUAAUGAUCACUAUCUAUUAUUGUCGAUGCCUAUAACUUGAUUUAGUAAGAUAAUUUGCGGCUGAUCCUAAGGUGGAAAAGGGACGCCGAAAAAUCUUCCGCAUAGGAUAUAGAUUAAAUUAUGUAAUUAUAAAUGUGGUAACUUCUGUUGGUUAAUAAUAACGAUAUGCACAUUGACUAGCAUCACACAAAUACACACGAGAAGACACAGGUAUACAGAUACGUCUACGCCCACACAAACACAUGCUCCCAACUCGAUACCAAUCAACGCAAGGGGGCAGUAAUGACGAACGCCACGAUGGAGUAGUGCUCAGAAAAAUUAUAAUAAUAAUAUCCAUAACAAUGAUCACAACAAUUAUAGACCGUUAGGUACAUUCAAAAUAACGACAGAGUAUGUAAAUGAAUGGAUGAAUUCAGAAGAAGGCUUGCCGCCGUACGCCACCCAAACCAGUAAAGUCUCAAAAGGUGACAGGUGAACGCACAACAUGAGAAUUAUGUGACAAGAUCCACAAUAACUAAAAAUCAAGCGAUAAACGCAGGCGUAAAAUUGCUGAACGUAAAUGUCUACCUUCACCAUAGGUAUUCAUUUUCACAGUUGAGGGCGAGAUUAAAUCCAACGCUCGUUUGUCAAGAGUGCCAUAAAAUCGUUGGUUUAUACGUGCUAUACACAACGCGCGUUCUUACCCAGUACGCGCCACCAGCUCCAGCUGGAAGCAGCGUUCGCUUAAGCGAGCUCAAAAAGGUCAUCUAAGCACGUUACCGGCCUAUAAAUCGAAAACCUGCAUACCUAAUAGCCUGCUUGGCUAUACGCGUUACAAGUGUGCAAAAACCGCCACCUAUACAAACCCUUUACGAAUGAGGAGUAUGAGCGUGUCGUGUAAAUAUAUCAGUAGAGAGGCGGAUAGAUAGACAGACACAUUUACGGGCGAGCAUAAACAUACAUUAAAGCAUAUAAACCAUAUACGGUAACCAUUAACAUUCGGUAUAACUAAGGCAUAUAUAAAUGCACCUUUGUAUACAGAGGAGGGAUGACACUGCACGACUCACUCCGGACAUGAUUUCGUCAGGAUCUCAUUUGAGCUGCUUGUUCCCGUUCCGAUAAGAAUCAGUGACUCAGGCCUGUGAUCCUCUGGCCGCGCCGAUCAUGUGUUCCCACUCUUCCAUACACUGUGUAUAAGGACACAUCUCCAACAUGAGCAUCCCUGUAAAUCGUCAGAUCAUAUAUACACACACACUCAAAUAUAUAUAUAUAUGUAUAUAUAGUCAUUAUGGAGCUAAACUGUACGUACGGAAAAACGCGCCGCGUAGAGGAUAAUGUCAGCGACUUGGAAAAUGAAGGGGAGCAAUCGUAUUCCAGUGACAGCGGGCCUAUCGUUUUCGAUUCAUUGCUAAUGAUAAGCAGUUAUUUAACUGGAUACGAGUUAAAAAUAAUUUUUUCUUUGGCGAUCGGUGCAAUUCUCCGAAUGUUUUAGUCGAAUAUUAAGGCAUGCCAUGCACCAAGGCUUACAGGCACAUAGACUUUUGUGCGGAUGGUGCUGACGAUCAUGACUAAUUGAAAACUCGUGGAACCCAGCACUCGUGCUGCAGAUUCUGUCUGGAAACACUAGUGAUGAUACACAUCAGGCAUCUUAGGCGUUCAGUUCAGGUCUCUGAAAUCUACCACGUUGUUAUGGCAGUGAUUGAAUUUUCCAGAUAGGCAUCAACAAUACGGCAAAUGUUAGCACUCAACUAUCUAUUUCCUAUUAUUCCAAGUAGAAGGAAAAGUGAAGGACCCUUUACGAUAUAUUGAUACAUAGUCAUUGGCGAUCCGUCGAAUAAGAGUCACCACAACGGGGCGACUUUAUAGCCCCGUCAAAAUAAUGGAAAAGCUACACAUUGGAAAAAUCUCUCUCUCUCUAUGUCUAUAUAUAUAUAUAUAUAUAUAUAUAUAUAUAUAUAUAUAUAUAUAUAUAUAUAUAAGUGUGCAAGUAGAGCUCUAUACAUACGAUACAAUUGCGACAAGAUUGGAGAAACGUAAGAGAUACAUGCAGGAGGCAUUUGACAAAGGUGAAGAAGCUUCUGAGAGACAAAGAAGCUCUUGUAGAAAAGCUAAAUAGAUAAAAUGAUUAACUGGAAUAAAUGGGCUGGCUAACAAGGCAAAGCCAAACAAGUGUAGUUAUUAUAGUCACCUAUGUACCUAUAUGAGCAUAUAUAUAUAUAUAUAAUAUAAAUAUUACACAGAACGGAAUAUAUAUAGAGCAAAUAUAGGAAAUAUUGAAUACGGAUAUAUAUAUAUAUAUAUAUAUAUAUAUACAGACAAACUUACAUAUAUGAACAUAUAGAGAUGUCAAAUCCAAAUAAACACAUCUUGGGGUCUAAGUAAAGUAUGGUGAUGAGAUGAACUAUAUAUAUAUAUAUAUAUAUAUAUAAAUUAAUCUAAAUAAGGUCGCUAUAGCUUCCAUAGGGAAGGUAUGAUGAGAAGCCUAAGGCAUAAGGUUCAUAAAGUCGAGAACAUCUGUGUCUAUAUAAUGGUGUGAGCUUUCGCUUGAUGACGACGUGACUGGGCACCGAUUUCGGCUCCAAUAGCUCAUAACGGCAGCGGCAGAGUGCGAGUGCGUUCGACACGUAAAUAUAAUCGUCUAGUAUAAUAAUUAUGAUAAUAAAAAGCUGGGCUACGAAUAGCCUUGAGGGUCGUAAUCUUUCUAAACUACUGUUGCACCUCAACCCACCUAACGCGGUGCAUCACUUAAGGCAACAGUGCCCGAAGGCCAAUCUUAUCAGGACCAUGAAUGAGGCUGUUACAAACUGUUACAGCUGAAAAUAAGCGUAAAGGCGACGUGAGGCGAACACGGAAUUACCAUUAUAUGUAAAAGAGAAACAACAAACACUGAGAAUAGCUUUCUUCAAUGUGUAAGAAAAGUAUUGCAUCUGGCUGCGCAGUCCGAGUCACGAUAUGAAACGGACGGCUUCAAACGAAAUGUGUUAUAUGAACGAUGUGAGAAAAUGGCCUUCGAUCACGCCGAUCUGUCGCAGGAACAACUAUUAUAUGAUAAUAGGACAUGCCGCUGCCUGUCAGUACACAGAUGGUGACGGCGCGUUGGAAAAGUUAAUAAACAGGUGCCAUCGGAAUGAAUAUAUAAUGUGAAAUGUGUGUAACAACACAGGACAAAUAUGAAAACGUGUGAAAUAACAACAAUGAUUAUUAAUAUAAUAAUAAUAAUAAUAAUAAAAAAGCAACAAAACGACAGUCUUCAUCAAUUCGUUUCACUUAGAAGAAGAUCAUAGAUGAUAACGAGUAAUUAGUAUGUGCUAAUUCUAAAUCAUGAAUAGCAUUACCAUAAAAAGUAAUAAUGGCAAGUGGAAUGGAGCUCUUGUAUAUCGUCGAUGAGACAAAAACAUACUAAAUAUCUGGGGAAUGGAAAUAUAAACAACGCAGAUGUAAGGCGAUGUGCAAAAACACCGAUAAUAAAAUAAUAGUAAUAGUAACACUAUUGAUAAAAAGACAACAGUAUAAUAAAUAAUAGAACGAACAUACACAAACACACACACACACACACACACGCACACGCACCCACACACACACACACACACACACACAACAACCGUGUGAAGUUGAA